GUCCAAGACAAGCUUCAGACUCUUUAGCACAUCGAUUCCUUGCCAGGAGAAAUGUGAAGAAAGUGCAGAAAGCCAGUCAUCGAGAAAACUGAAGGAGAAAAUAAGGAAGCGGCACUUACCUCCAUCUGAAGCUGUUGUUGAUUCAGAUUUGAGCAGUGAUAGUGAGUGUGAGGCACGACUGCGCCUGGCAGCCGUCACUGCAGCGGAUGUUGCAAUACAAGCCAAGCACAUGUUGGUGACACACAGACCUGGUGUGGUGGAGAUAGGGCGUGUGUCAAAAACACUAAGGGCCCGUAUACGGCAAGAGCAUGAUCAACAGAAGAAUAAUCGCGAGGAUGCUGAAGUUAAAACGAAAAAGAAGAAAAAGAAGAAGAAAAAGAAAAAGAUUAUGGCUACUGAGACAAGGUCUGGUGAAACCAGAAUUAAUCCUGAUUCCUCUCCAUCUACUUGUGAUACAAAAUGAGUUGCAAUGACUUUGUAUCCCAUGUCACAGCAUGGGAAUGAACCCAGAUGGUUAUAUAUCACGAGUGAACUGCUAGAAGUGCAGUAUUGAUUGUUAUAAUUACAUUGUAUUGUUUGCUUCUUCCCCUGUCCACUGCCUAACUGCCUCGUGUAUACACGUGUACGCUACACCUAUCUAUUGCCACGUGUGUCGCCAUCUAGUGGCUGACUAGGCUAUUCCAGACAUGUAUUACAACACUUAACAGGUAUCAUGUACAUAUCAAUACAUUACAUGUUGAAUAGCAUUGUAUAUUGUAUAUAUAAUGUAUAUUAUAUUGUUAUUGUAAGGUUAUAUAUAACAGUAAAUUUGAUGCCAAGCAUAAAUAAUAGUGAAACGUAGCAAAAGCACGAGUUUUAUCAGUUAUAUUAAACAGAGAUGAUCAUUUUCUUUGAAUUUGUGCGACAUUCAAAUGCAUUUGGUUUUCUUUGCUCACAGCUUUAUUUGUAAGAUCACUGUCGAUUUGUACAUUGGGAAAAAGUAUAUGAAAAUAUACUAAAACAGUACAUAAAUGUGUAUGUAAAUAUGGACAGACCAAUAAACUACUUUUACAAUAUAAUGUGCCUAAAAAA
Molecule: messenger RNA, 1071 nt
Organism: Priapulus caudatus
Lineage: Eukaryota; Metazoa; Priapulida; Priapulimorpha; Priapulimorphida; Priapulidae
Source: RefSeq, a predicted model, not a curated record